Molecule: messenger RNA, 1688 nt
Organism: Phyllostomus hastatus (greater spear-nosed bat)
Lineage: Eukaryota; Metazoa; Chordata; Mammalia; Chiroptera; Phyllostomidae
Product: cytochrome b5
Exons: 5
Coding region: 114-518 (134 amino acids)
Cellular component (GO): mitochondrial outer membrane; intracellular membrane-bounded organelle
Molecular function (GO): heme binding
Source: RefSeq, a predicted model, not a curated record
GGGAGCCCCAGCCGGGACUAGGGGAAUGCCCGGGCCCUGGGUAGUGGAGACGCCUGCUGUGCUCCUCCCGGCUCCACUGGUGUGUAUAGGGGUGCAACUCUCUGCCUUCCGAAAUGGCCGAGGCGUCAGAUAAGGCCGUCACGUACUACACCUUGGAAGAGAUCCAGAAGCACAACCACAGCAAGAGCACCUGGCUUAUCCUGCAUAACAAAGUGUACGAUCUGACGAAAUUCUUGGAGGAGCACCCCGGCGGGGAGGAAGUCCUGCGGGAACAGGCCGGGGGCGACGCCACCGAGAACUUCGAGGACGUCGGGCACUCUACGGAUGCCCGGGAGCUGUCCCAAAACUACAUCAUCGGGGAGCUGCACCCGGACGACAGAGGGAAGAUACAGAAGCCUGCGGAGACCCUCAUCACCACAGUGGACUCUAAUUACAGCUGGUGGACCAACUGGGCGAUCCCAGCCCUCUCGGCGCUGGCCGUGGGCCUGAUGUACCACUUCUACAUGGCGGAAGACUGACCCGUCCUCAGAGGCCAGCGGGCGGACAGACGGCUUUGGGCCGGGAAGAGCGAGGCCCGAGUUCACUGCCGCGACUGACGCAAACCCUCACCUGAACGUGAUUUCACCGAGCCUGCCCCCCUCCUCCCCCACGAGACACAAACGAACCCAAAGGAUCUGUCCUCCUCUCCUUGCUCUCGCACUCCCGCGGGUGCUUGUUAACGCGUGAGCUCUGCUCCGCUGCCCCAAGGCCGUGUCAUGUAACUCACUGUCGGCGUGGGCGUGACCUCUUAGAAAUACACCUGGCUUUUCCAAUACAACACCACGUGUGCCUGUCGAUUGGGUGUGUAACUGCCUCUCAUGUGCAAAAUCCCUGGUUGCUUAGUGAGCCCUUUAAUGUGCCGUUCAGGCCCCCGCGGCCUCCACGGUGAGGAGGGAGGGGAAACCAGAAACCAGGCGGAGUCCCUUGGUACUGUGCGUCUCCAGUGUAGUUUCUUUUCCAAGGAGAUUAAGGCAGGCCCUGGGAAUGAUAGCGCAAGGAUUUCCAAAACCUUGUUCUUCCUGAAACAGGCGGUCGGAAGAGAAGGGGGGCCUGUAGGGCGCAGAAGAGAGACCGCGUCUCUCCUUUGGUUCAGAAGCACCAGCAACAGACAGGCAGACAGACAGACAGACAGACAGACAGACAGACGCGUGAGCCGGGAGAGGACGUCUCGACGGCCUCUUCUCCCGGCUCAGAGGUCAUCACCGCGGGGAAAUGCUGGUUUCUGGAGACCCCGAGCCGUUGGUGGCGAGCUGGGGGGAUUGGGGCGAGGCUCGGAGGACUGGCCACUCACCUCCGACUGCUUUCUCCGCCCCGGGCCCCUUCCUCCGUGGAAGCCUGGGGGGACGGCUCUAGAGUUGUCCGUGCUCCGUGGGUAGCUGUGACUGUGCAAGCGUCCACGGGCACGCUGGCCGCCGCCCGGUGCUGGGGUUCUUCAGAAAUCACUGACGCAUUGGGAAGGGAUGGUUUUGUCACCCCAGAGUAUAAAUUUUUGUAGCCGUGGCCAUGUAUCCCCCUCUGCCCUUUUUGUCACUGGAGGUUCGAGUUAGCGUGAACGUCGGGGCUGGGGACAGGCGCUGUGUCACGUGGGGAAGUGCCCCGCAGAGGAACCCUUGAUUCAGAUUUCAAUAAACACGUGCCUGGAACAAGAA